Racocetra persica is the source of this 350-nucleotide messenger RNA. Lineage: Eukaryota; Fungi; Glomeromycota; Glomeromycetes; Diversisporales; Gigasporaceae. The record is from the annotation of a GenBank genome assembly.
GAGUAGAAGUUGAUAAUUUAUUAAAUAAUCAAGCCACAAUUUUUCGUUAUCUUUCGAUUCGAAAAAGACUGGUUGCGGCCAACAAUAAUUUGCCUUUUUUACAUUUGUCAAACGAAGUUUCAACCCAGCAAAAAUCGGUCAUCAACAAAGCCUUAAUUAAUCAAAGAGAAUUCGAAAGUUUAGGGUUAUAUGUAAGUUAUUUUUCCCGCUGGAAAGAAUUAGCCGCUCAAGAUCAUAAAAUUUGCUCCCUGUCUACCGUCUUGCAAAAAAUUGAAGAAUAUGAUAAUAAAGAGACUUCUCUCAAUGUCUACGCAAUUAUUUGUAACCUGGAAAAGAAAAGUGAAAUGCGA